AUGGGCUCCCACAUAGACCCUACCCGUCAAGGCAGAGGCAUCCUCUGGACCCUUCCCAUCGAAGUCGUCAUCCAGAUCCUCUCCUACACCGACGACUUCUACGGCCUCCAUAGCCUCAUCUCAGUCUCCCCAUACGCAGCCUCCGUCCUGACGACCUACCCAGCCCUAAUUCUGGACCAAAUCACCCGAUCGCACCCACUCUUCCGUCUAGACCUGAGCGUCUCGGGAUCCGGCCUCUUCCCACACAUCGACUGGAUCUUCUGGACCAUCGCCCUGGCAAUUAGCGGACCGUCCUUUGACUACGAGUCUCUUUCUCAGCAUGUCAAUAUUUCAACUGAUUCCACGCCUAUAUCUCUCAAGGAUUUGUUGUCUGGAGAAAAUGCCCCCUCGAUAGCCCUAGCUCUGAUCGACAUGGCGGCGAGCAUCCAACGGCUCGCCUGCGCUUGUUUGUCGCGGAUGGUGGAGAAUCUCCAGCCCGCCGUGUCCAACUCGAGUAUCCUUUCUGAAUGUGUAGAUCGUGACUUUCCACCCCCGAAUUCAAUACCCUUCAGCUGGGUCGAGGAGUACCGUGUUUACCGCGCCCUCUGGCAUCUGCAGCGCUAUUCGCUUCUCCGGGAGUUGGCCCGCAAGUGGAACUGGAGCGAAGAAAAUCUCGCCCAGCUGGAUCGGUAUGCGAAAUUUAGUGAGGGUGUCAAGGGGGGAUUCAUGGAAGAAAUUCUCUCUGUCUCAGAAGCCUUGCAAGAUCUGGGGAUAGUGCCAGAUCCAAAACCCCCUCCCACACCGCGCCAUCACCCCAAUUCAGCACUGGACUCCCUAAUGCGCCUUGACCCCGUCGCCAUCGACCUGGGCGAGACCAUCCCACUAUUCAACUUCCGUGAGAUGAACCUAGACUCUCCCGGAAUAUGUCAGAAACGCCUGCAGCAAAGUCAAUCCCAGUCGAUGGUAGCAUGGAGGGUAUGGACGCCCCCGCCCGUCCCGGCGAACAACGACAUCAAUUACGCCUGGGAACGCGAAGCGAGACACGCACUGUCCAUGUCCGCGCCCAGCAUCAGCAGCUGGAUGGAAAUGAGUUUCGACUUCGCGUAUGGCACGCCCUCGCGCUUCCUGCUCCCGGGGUACGGGGGCGAGAUCCAGUCGUUUCGACGCCUGGGUGUUUUUCUCUGGGACCAUUGGCGCAUGUAUGUAUCUGGGCUCGUGACGCCGUGGUUGUAUUUGCGCACUGAGACGCCGAACGGAAGUCCGAUUGGGCCGAGUCGGCAUGGGAGGAACGAGAGUCUUGAUGCGAUGCGGUUGAAGUGGUGGUCGUUGGUUGGGAGGUAUCCCGCUCGUGAAAGCGAUGUCCAAGCGGUGGUGGAAGGAAGUCACAGCGAAUUCGGUAGUGUAGCGUAG
Messenger RNA from Penicillium argentinense, 1389 nucleotides. RefSeq lists its product as uncharacterized. The transcript has a single exon. Lineage: Eukaryota; Fungi; Ascomycota; Eurotiomycetes; Eurotiales; Aspergillaceae. The record is from RefSeq and is a predicted model, not a curated record. The coding region runs from base 1 to 1389 and encodes 462 amino acids.